Thalassophryne amazonica is the source of this 4068-nucleotide messenger RNA. RefSeq names its product WASH complex subunit 5 (gene washc5). Gene Ontology annotation, biological process: endosome organization; endosome fission; regulation of actin nucleation. Gene Ontology annotation, cellular component: WASH complex; endosome. The record is from RefSeq and is a predicted model, not a curated record. The transcript is spliced from 29 exons. The coding region runs from base 130 to 3609 and encodes 1159 amino acids. Lineage: Eukaryota; Metazoa; Chordata; Actinopteri; Batrachoidiformes; Batrachoididae.
AACUCAUCCGGCAGCAGUCAGGUGGUUUGUCAUGAGGAAGUAAACAGCGACGGAAAGUGGAAGAUUCAAAGAGGCAAGUCACAGUGUGGCUCUGUUACACAACCUUCAUCUCCGCUUCUUCUGGCCACAAUGGUCGAUUUCCUAGCGGAGAACAAUCUGUGUGGCCAGGCCAUCCUCAGGAUUGUUUCCAGGGGAAACGCCAUCAUUGCAGAGCUCUUGCGCCUCUCUGAUUUCAUCCCUGCAGUUUUCAGGUUGAAGGACAAAAAUGACCAACAGAAAUAUGGAGAUAUUAUAUGUGAUUUCAGUUACUUUAAGGGUCAAGAGUAUUAUGAAGGGAAGCUGGAAGCCAAACCUGACCUACAGGACCUGGAUGAAGAGUUUAGAGAAAACAACAUUGAAAUUUUAUCACGUUUCUAUCUGGCCUUUGAGAGUGUCCACAAAUACAUAGUGGAUCUUAACAGAUAUUUGGAUGACCUACAUGAGGGUGUUUAUAUUCAGCAGACUUUGGAGACUGUGCUUCUCAGUGAGGACGGAAAACAGCUUCUCUGUGAAGCUCUGUAUUUGUACGGAGUCAUGUUGCUGGUUAUUGACCAGAAAAUUGAAGGUGAGGUCAGAGAGAGGAUGCUUGUUUCCUACUAUAGAUACAGUGCGGCCCGUUCGUCAGCUGAUUCAAACUUAGAUGAUAUCUGCAAGCUCCUCCGUAGCACUGGCUACUCCAGUCAGCCUGGAGCCAAACGGCCGCCCAACUACCCGGAAAGCUACUUCCAGAGGGUUCCCAUCAGUUCUACUUUCGUCAGCAUGGUCAUUGGGAGGCUUCGCUCAGACGACAUCUACAACCAAGUGUCUGCUUACCCGCUACCAGAGCAUCGAAGUACAGCUCUGGCUAACCAGGCGGCCAUGCUGUAUGUCUGUCUCUACUUCAGCCCCCCCAUACUGUACACUCAGCAGGCCAAGAUGAGGGAGAUAGUGGACAAAUAUUUCCCUGACAACUGGGUUAUCAGUAUCUACAUGGGUAUCACUGUCAACCUUAUGGAGGCCUGGGAACCAUAUAAAGCUGCCAAGACCGCUCUCAACUACACCCUGGACUCUGCCAACAUCAAAGAACAGGCGAGUCGGUGUGCAGCUAGCAUGGAGAGUCUUCGGCCUCAGGUGCAGCAGCUGCUGAAGGAGGGUUUCCUCAGAGAUGAGAUCAUUCUCGACAACAUUCCCAAAUUGCUCAACUGUCUGAGGGACUGCAACGUUGCUAUCCGCUGGCUGAUGCUCCACACUGCAGAGUCAGCUUAUGACCCAAACAACAAACGGCUGCGUCAGAUAAAGGAUCAGGUGUUAAACGACUCCAGAUUCAACCCAAAGAUCUUGUUCCAGCUGCUACUCGAUACGGCUCAGUUUGAGUUCACAUUCAAAGAGAUGUUCAAGCAGAUGCUGUCAGAGAAGCAGAUCAAAUGGGAGAGCUACAAGACAGAGGGAUCGGAGAGAAUGACAGAGCUAGCUGAAGUCUUCUCUGGGGUCAAACCCCUCACCAGGGUGGAGAAGAAUGAGAACCUACAGGCCUGGUUUAGAGAAAUCUCCAAACAGAUUGAGUCAUUGAACUAUGAGGACUCGACAGCAGCUGGUAGGAAGACUGUCCAGCUCAUCCAGGCACUCGUUGAGGUGCAGGAGUUCCACCAGCUGGAGUCAAACCUGCAGGUGUGUCAGUUUCUGCAGGACACCAGGAAGUUCCUUCAUCAAAUGAUCCGCACCAUCAACAUCAAAGAAGAAGUCCUCAUCACUAUGCAGAUAGUUGGAGAUCUGUCAUAUGCAUGGCAGAUAAUUGACAGUUUCACAUCAAUUAUGCAAGAAAGCAUCCGAGUCAACCCAUCCAUGGUAACCAAACUGAGAGCAACUUUUCUCAAACUGGCAUCUGCUUUGGAUCUUCCGUUGCUGCGUAUCAACCAGGCCAACAGCGCUGACCUGCUGAGUGUCUCACAGUUCUACUCUGGGGAGCUGGUGUCUUACGUCAGGAAGGUGCUGCAAAUCAUCCCAGAGAGCAUGUUCACCUCUCUGGCCAAGAUCAUCAAGCUGCAGAUCCACGACAUCAUGGAGGUGCCCACACGGCUGGACAAGGACAAACUGAAGGACUACUCCCAGCUGGGGGCUCGCUAUGAAGUGGCUAAACUCACUCACGACAUCUCCAUCUUUACUGAGGGCAUCCUAAUGAUGAAGACCACUCUGGUUGGAAUUAUUAAGGUGGAUCCUAAGCAGCUUCUGGAGGAUGGCAUCAGGAAAGAGCUGGUAAAAAGGGUAGCUUAUGCUCUCCACAAAGGACUGAUCUUCAACCCCAAAGCUAAGUCGAGUGAGCUCAUGCCAAAGUUGAAGGACAUGGGAGCCACCAUGGACGGUUUCUACAGGUCUUUUGAGUACAUCCAGGACUACGUCAGCAUUUAUGGCCUUAAAAUCUGGCAGGAGGAAGUAUCAAGAAUUGUCAAUUACAACGUCGAACAGGAGUGUAACAGCUUCCUCAGGACCAAGAUUCAGGACUGGGAGAGUGUUUACCAGUCAACUCACAUCCCCAUCCCAAAGUUCCCUGCAGUAGAUGAAUCUGCCACUUUCAUUGGUCGGCUUUGCAGAGAGAUCCUUCGGAUCACUGAUCCCAAGGUAACAAGCUACAUCGACCAGAUGAACACCUGGUACGACCUGAAGAAUCAUCAGGAGGUGACCAACAACAUGCUGUUUUCUGAGAUCAAGAACACUCUGGGCACCUUUGGCCUCAACGGUCUGGACCGUCUGCUCUGCUUCAUGAUUGUCAAAGAGCUACAGAACUUCCUCAUGCUGCUUCAGAAGAACAUCCUAAAAGACAAAGCGGUGGUAGAUGUCUUCAAAGGUUUGCUGGCUGCUGUCCAUCCAAUCCAGGGCAUUGUGGCUAAUGCAAACAAAGUGUACACCAGUGUUGUGACCAAAACCCAGAAGAUCUGGGGCACAUACCUGGAGGCCAUCAUGAAGGUCGGCCAGAUGCAGAUUCUCAGACAGCAGAUUGCCAAUGAGCUCAACUACUCCUGCAAGUUUGACUCCAAACACCUGGCUGCUGCUCUUGAUAACCUCAACAAGUCUUUGCUGGCAGACAUUGAAGCCCACUACCAGGACCCGUCUCUGCCGUACCCUAAAGAGGAAAACACACUUCUCUAUGAGAUCACGGCCUAUCUGGAGGCUGCUGGUAUCCACAACCCGCUCAACAAGAUCUACAUCACCACAAAGCGCCUGCCUUACUUUCCCACCGUCAGCUUCCUCUUCUUUAUUGCUCAGCUUCCUAAACUUCAGUACAACAGAAACCAAGGUAUGACCUGCAGAAAAGCCACCGACCCGAUUGACUGGCCGCCGCUGGUGCUCGGGCUGCUCACGCUUCUCAAGCAGUUCCACUCCAGAUACACACACCAGUUCUUGGAUCUCAUUGGGCAGUUCAUCCGCUCCAUCAUGGAGCAGUGUACCAGUCAGAAGAUCCCUGACAUGCCGUCUGAUGUGGUGGCAGCACUGAUGUUUUUGGAAGAUUAUGUGAAGUACACCAAACUGUCACGCAAGGUGGUUGAAGCUCAUGUGCCCAGUUUCAUUUUUGAUGAGUACAGAACGAUACUGUGACCACGUGGACGCACAUUUCUUUAGAUAAUAUCUGCUUUUUGUUUCAAUUCUGUUGUUUCCUCACACAUUACACUUUUUAAUGUGACCAGUAAUGUCUUAAUGCACUAAUAUUUUGUUUUGUACAUAAAAAGUUAAAGUUGCUUGUGCCAACUUUGUGGAUUAUUACCUCUGCCAAGAAGACUUUGUGUUUAUUUAAACAGGAUAACCCCAAAACUAUUUUUGUGGUGACACUUGGUGGAAAUGCUUGUUGUUGUAAGAGAAGUAACUGUUAAUAUUCAGGAGCACAUGGAAACACUGUAUUAAACCAUUUUAUUUAAUGUGCCCCCCCUUUCCCCGGAAAAAGCAAACAAAACGUUAAGCACAUUUCUUUGGCGCAAGUUUGUACUCUGAGUGUUUCUCUAGCUUUUGUUGUGCUUUGUUCUUGAUUGUAAUUCCAUAAUAAAUGCAGUUGUUCAUACA